UGAAAACAUACGAGCAAACUCGAUCACUGCAAGUUUUAGAAUGGGGCUAAAACCCUAAUUGUAUGCAAUCAUAUUGACGAGAUAUUGACUAAAAACGUGGUGGUAUGUCUUCACUGAUCAAACUUCACCAUCAUGGUAAGUUUCUCGACCAUCCUGAAUGUUAUUAUACUGGUGGAAAUAUAGAAGUGCUUAACGACAUAGAUACUGAUUUGCUAUCAUUUCGAGAUUUGGAAGAUUGGGCUAAAUUAUAUAAAUACAGUUCUAAUUGUUUGGUGUAUUUUAAAAGUGAUGGGCAUAGUUUUAGAAAUGGUAUGAGACUUGUUUAUGAUGAUAAGACAAUCAUGGAUAUGAUUGAGUUGUGUGGUCCUUAUGCUAUGAUCGAAUUAUAUGUUGAUCAUUCUUCUCCUGAAUUUGCGGAUGAAAUUGAUGAUGAAAAUAAUUUGGGAAGUGAUAAAGAUUUUGAUGAUCCUAAUUAUAUAGAUGAAGGUGAAACUGAUGGAAAUGAUAGUGAUUUUGAUGUGGUUGAUGAAAAUUUAGAUGUUGAAAGUGAUGAAGAGCUAUUAAUCAACAAGCAAAAUAAGAAACUAGUUAAGCAUGAGAUGAAUAAUGCUAUGGUCGUCAACAAUAUGAGUGAUGAGUCUGAAUAUGAUUCCGAUGAGCUUAGGUCUAUUGGAUCCUCCAGUGAAGAUGAAAACUUUAAAAUCGGCUAUGUCGGGCCUCCUGUCAUUAAUAAGAAGAGAAGAAGGAGGGUUGUAAGUGUAAGUAACUUUAAAAAGAAUGAGAUUAUUAAGUGGAAAGCGGGGAUGUCUUUUGUAUCCAUGACUGAAUUUAGGACCAUUGUUAGGGAGUACGGGAUUAGGGAGAGGAGGGCUGUGUAUUUAGCAACAAAUGAUGGGGAACGAUGCCAAGUAAAGUGUGAUAAAGGAUGCCCUUUUAAGAUAUGGGCGAGUAGAAGAAAGGAUAGUGAAAUUGUUGAAAUAAAGACUCUACUUGAUAAUCAUCUCUGUACAAAACCGUACAACAGCAGACUAGCAACUGUGAGAUACCUCAAUAAUAUUUAUGGUGAGAGGAUACGGAAAAAUCCCCAAUGGAGAGUAAAAGAAAUGAUAGAAGUAAUGCGAACUGAAUUAGAGAUUGAAGUCCCCAGAAUUAAGAUUAUGAGAUUGAGAAAAGCUGCAUUAGAGGGUGUGCACGAAUCUUUGGUGGAGCAUUAUUCAAGAGUAAGAGAUUUUGGACAUCAAAUUUUAUUAUGCAAUCCACAAAAUAGGGUCAUUAUAAGUGGUACAAGACAAAAUGAAGAUGAUGUCAAUAGAUUUCAAAGGAUUUAUAUAUGUUAUGCUGCUUUGAAAGAGGGGUGGAAAAAUGGAUGCAGACCCGUCUUAGGCUUAGAUGGGUGCUUCUUAAAAACAGUAGUUGGUGGUCAAUUGUUAUCUGCUGUCGGAAGAGACGGAAACAAUCAAAUGUUUCCGGUUUGUUAUGCAGUUGUAGAGUCCGAAAACACAGAUUCAUGGAGAUGGUUCCUUGAGCUUUUAAAAGAGGACUUGGAUCUUGGAGAUGGCACAGGUCUAACCAUCAUCAGUGAUCAACAAAAGGGUCUAGAAAAUGCAAUGAAAGAAAAACUACCCCAUGCUGAACAUAGAUUUUGUACCAGGCAUAUAUAUAGUAACUUUAGAAAAAAAUACCCUUCUCAACUCCUGAAGAAUGCAUUUUGGAUGGCUGCUACUGCUACACAUCCUGUAGCACACCAAAAUGCUAUGAAGCAGAUAGAAAAUAUCUCAAAACCUGCUUAUGAAGCUCUGAAAAAGAUUGAUCCCAAAAUGUGGUCAAAGGCAUUCAUUUCAACUCAUUCCAAUGCUGACAAUGUUGAAAAUAAUCUAUCUGAAUGCUUCAACGCAUGGAUUGUAAAUGAAAGGUAUCUACCGUUGCUAAACAUGUUACAAGAGAUUCAUUUUAAAUUGAUGAAUAGAAUAAGAGACAAAAGAGAUGAAAUGUUGAGUAGCCAAAAUCAGGUGUGUCCAAGGAUUAAAAAGAGACUAGAUAAAAAUGUUACUCUAUCAAGGGAGUGGAGAGCAGCUUGGGACGGACAAAGUAAAUAUUUGGUUAAGCAAAGCACAAGAGCUGUUAGAGUCGAUCUAUCUAAAAAAUCAUGUGACUGUAGGAUUUUUGAUUUAACCGGUAUUCCUUGUUCACACGCUAUAGCUGCAAUUCAUGACAAAAGGGAACAACCAGUUGAUUAUGUCUCUAACUACUACAAGAGGGAUGCAUAUCUCACAACAUAUAGCUAUUCUCUUGAGGCCUUAAAAGGAGAAGAUUAUUGGGAGGUUCAACCUACUGAAAAAUUGUUGCCACCUGUAAUUCCUAAAAAGCUACGGGGCAGGCCGAAGAGGUUAAGAAGAAAGGAAGGAUGGGAGGGUGGAACUAGCAGACAAACAAGGAUAUGUCAAAUUGAUACAACUCAAGUUCAAAGAUUUAGUCAGAGGAGGAUUAUGCAUUGUAGCAUUUGUAGAAAGUCUGGCCAUAGAAAAACGAAAUGCCCAUUAAAGUCGGUUGAUCAAGAAACUAGAAAUGCUCAAAGUGAAGGUGAAAAUGCUCAGAGUGUACAUGAAGGUAAUAGACAAUGUGGAGAUCAGAAUGCUAGAAGGUCUAAAUUGCCGAUCAGAAAGGGUACCGCAAAAGGUGCAGUUUUGGUUUCAACUCCUGAAACCACCUGGGUCAAUAAGUUACCAAGUGAAACCUCCAGUAGCAACGUAUUUGAUACUCCAUUUAAUCUUGCAGAAGACUAAAUGAUUAUGUGAGAAAGAAUGAAUAAUUAAUUAUGUAUGGCUUGGACCAUUUAAUUGAAUUUAAAUGAUUAUGUAUGGCUUGGAAUUUUUAAUUGAAUGUUGCAUA
This is a messenger RNA of Daucus carota subsp. sativus, 2889 nucleotides long. RefSeq lists its product as uncharacterized. The record is from RefSeq and is a predicted model, not a curated record. Gene Ontology annotation, molecular function: zinc ion binding. Lineage: Eukaryota; Viridiplantae; Streptophyta; Magnoliopsida; Apiales; Apiaceae. The transcript is spliced from 4 exons. Bases 105 to 2783 code for a protein of 892 amino acids.